This is a messenger RNA of Nannizzia gypsea CBS 118893, 753 nucleotides long. RefSeq lists its product as hypothetical. NCBI's taxonomy places the organism in Eukaryota, Fungi, Ascomycota, Eurotiomycetes, Onygenales, Arthrodermataceae. The transcript has 2 exons. The record is from RefSeq and is a predicted model, not a curated record. Bases 1 to 753 code for a protein of 250 amino acids.
AUGGCUCAACCCAAGGCAGACACAAAGGAGGAGUCUGCAGCCUCUGAUACCUGGGUAGAUGUCAAGGCUGAAGCUGGACCAGAAGUGGAAAUGAUCAAGAGCCCCUACGCCACUAAGGCUGCCAUGUUCCGCACCUUAGAUGGCACAAUCUUCUCGGUUCCAGAGGGCUUCGUCUCCAAGCUGCCAACGUUGGUUAGACUCCGUGAAAAGGCUCAAGACGGGGUUACCAAUGUGUCAUUUGACAAUGAAGUAGCCCAUGUAUUCUUCCACCACCUCUGCACUGGGCAAUUUCAACUACCAUUCAGUGAACCUAAUUGGGGUUGGGACCAUCCGAAACUUUCGCAUACACUCUGGAAACUGAAAUACAGCCUUCGUGUCCUCGCUGCUGCGAAGAAGUAUGGGUUCUUCACCCUGGAAUGUAGUGCAAAGACCAGUAUGGAGGAGGAUUACAAAGAUCUUCCGCUUACCGUCUUGAUAGACCAUAUCCAAGAGAACUUGUCUUGUUUCAAAGACGAGAUGAUCUGGCUUGGUGAACAGAUGGAAACUGCGUUGGAAACUGCGCUUAGCCACAAUCCUUCCAUCUUCAAGGAUAAUACCCUUCUCGAGAAAAUUGGGCACUCUCCAGAAUUUGACAGACUGUUGGUUCAAGUUAUAGGAGAAAUGUACAAACUGCUACAUGUUAAGGAUUCCGAGGAGGAUCCAGUGGCACCAAAUCCAUACUUCGCUUGGUCAUGUGAGCCCUGUGACUUCUAG